Emiliania huxleyi CCMP1516 is the source of this 654-nucleotide messenger RNA. RefSeq lists its product as hypothetical. The transcript has a single exon. NCBI's taxonomy places the organism in Eukaryota, Haptophyta, Isochrysidales, Noelaerhabdaceae. The record is from RefSeq and is a predicted model, not a curated record. Gene Ontology annotation, biological process: Golgi to endosome transport. Gene Ontology annotation, cellular component: trans-Golgi network; endosome. The annotation marks the transcript as partial.
AUGCGCUCCGCCGGCGGCGGCGCGUCGUCGGUGCUGCCGCAGUCGCUGGCGGAGCAGGACGCGCUGCACUGGAGAGACGCCAAGUUCCGCCACUUUCGCGACGAGAUGGACAGUGCGCUGGCGCAGUUUGUGUACGCUCAGGAGUGGGCCGACCUCAUCCGCUACCUGCAGCGCAUGCAGCGCAUCCUCACCAAGUACGCGCAGCUGCCAGUCAUACCCGACAAGAUUGCCGUCGCCAAGCGGCUCUUCCAGUGCCUCAACUCGUCGCUGCCUUCGGGCGUGCACCUGACGACGCUGCAGACGUACGAGCUCAUCUUCUCGCGCAUCGGCGCCGCGCGGCUCGCGCGCGACCUCGCCUUCUACACCGAGGGCAUCUUCACCCUCUACCGGCACGCGUCGUACCAGGUCAAGCCCGUCCUGCUCGACCUGUUCGAGCGCCACUUUGUCACCCUCGGCGCCGGGGUGGUGCCCUGCCUGCCCGGCCUCGUCCUCGCCCUCCUCACCGCGAUGGAGGACGUCGGCUCCGAGUACCACGCCCGCGCCGUGCGGCAGCUCGACCAGCUCGCCCGCGACGCCCCCAUCGGCGCCUUCAUGUCAGCCGUCUGGGGCUGCCUGCUGCGCAACGCCUCGGUGCGGCUGCAGGCGCUUCACUAC